CCCAAUGGGCUUUUUUCGUCGAGUAAGCCCAAUGAAAUUGUUCCAGUUCCGCUCUCAGUUUCGCUUGGCUUAGCUAUGGUAGAAAAUAUUAAACCUGUGGCACGCUGCAUAAACCCUAGAGUUUGAAGCUCUCUCUUCACUGUUUGGAUUUCAGAGGAGAAAGAAAGAGAAAACUCUGAAAUCGCAUCAAUGUCUGGUAAAGAAGACUACGAUUCCGACGCCCCCGAAGAAUUCACAGCUGAGCAGGGGAUACAACAAGACGAAGAGAUUCAAAAGAUUCAAAAAGAAAACAAGGCCAGGGUCGUUCGUGAAGAAAAAAAGCGUCGGAGGAAAUGGGCUCAAAAUAUAACACCUCGACCAUCCAAUACUCGUGAAAAACCUCAAGAUAUAUCAGGCACUAAGCCUCAGCAAGAACCAAAUACUGCUGCGGGAUUUCUUCCUGACAACAUUGUCCAAAUGCUUGCUGCACAAGAGAAACAAGUUUUCUUAUCUGACUCUGAUGAGGAGAAAGAUGGCGUAAAGCCUACCAAUUCAAAGAAGAAGAAAUCAAAGAAAUCAGGCUUGGAACCUGUUAUUUUGAGCGAAAUUGGUCCUCCUCAAUGCUUACACAGUGCCUUGGAAUUCUUGAAACAGAGAAAACUUUCAGUUCACAGAUCGUCUUCUGUUUUGAACAAUUCCAACCGAGCAUUGCGUCUACUCUCUAGUUCAGGAGUGUUACGCCAGAAGUAAAGAUUUUCAUUAUUUAUAUAGAUAUUAUUUGCCAAGAAAGUGAGGUGUUCGUUAGUGUUGCAAUACUUAUUUCAACUUGUCAGAUGCUACUGUUGGUCUCUACUGGACUGAAUUGUAACUUAAAGAUAUUCUGAAUGUAUCCACUUGUGUUUUUGCCUUAUAGAACUCCCUCUCCAUACUUUGAAUUAUUUUUUGGAUAAAUGGAAUUGCAUUCCAAGUUUUGUAA
Lotus japonicus is the source of this 955-nucleotide messenger RNA. RefSeq lists its product as uncharacterized. Bases 190 to 729 code for a protein of 179 amino acids. NCBI's taxonomy places the organism in Eukaryota, Viridiplantae, Streptophyta, Magnoliopsida, Fabales, Fabaceae. The transcript has 5 exons. The record is from RefSeq and is a predicted model, not a curated record.